CUGAGUCAACUUCACCGACGCCGACUGACGGAACCCGCUUCACUCUGACUGCAGUCUCUCAGUUGUCAACGACCCCUGUCCAGAAUCUGUUACCAUGGCCACUCUCUGUGGAGGAACCUCUCCGUCCAAGGAUGCCGACGAAGAAAUCCAGAAGAUCUGUGACAGCGUUAAGCAUCACGCAGAGGCGAAAUCGGGGAAAAACUUUGAAAUCUUCAAAGCAGUAUCGUACACGAGUCAAGUUGUGGCUGGGACCAACUACUUCGUCAAGGUUCAUACGGGAGGUGACGAACACAUUCACCUCCGUAUUCACGUGAAGCUUGGAGGAGAAAUUGAGCUGGCUGCUAUUCAGCACCCCAAGAGCGCCCAGGACCCCAUUGCGUAUUUCUAAUGGUAGCACAGAGCAUGCAAAGCGCCCCGUCAGUGCCUCCAAGUUCCAAUAGCAUUAGAAAGUAUUAAUCUAGAACCAGUUUAGUCUUAGUUCACACAAUAUAUCUUUGUUCCUACUAAUAAAUGAUCUGCAAAUAUUAGAGCAUGUAUAUUGAUUGAUGUAUUGGCCAUAAAAUAACAUCGAGCUGAUUUUGACAAAUGAUCCAUGGGGGAGAAAAUCUCUCCACACCCAUUGCUUGGAUGUAGCAUCAGAUUUAUAAUUCAAGUUGAUGUUUCAUACAAAAUGAGUUAGUGCAUUAAAGCUACAGCAAAAUGUGCAAACACUUAAUAA
This is a messenger RNA of Betta splendens (Siamese fighting fish), 718 nucleotides long. Its product is annotated as cystatin-B-like. Gene Ontology annotation, molecular function: cysteine-type endopeptidase inhibitor activity. Gene Ontology annotation, cellular component: cytosol. The transcript has 3 exons. The coding region runs from base 95 to 388 and encodes 97 amino acids. The record is from RefSeq and is a predicted model, not a curated record. NCBI's taxonomy places the organism in Eukaryota, Metazoa, Chordata, Actinopteri, Anabantiformes, Osphronemidae.